AUGCGCGCGGCCGCGGAAGAGGAGGAGCUGACUGCGGCGGAGUCCUACGUCCAUGCUCCGUUUGCGCUGCUGCCAGCAGAGUACCCGGCGUCUGAGCUGGAGCGCGCGUGCGCUCUCGCGCCCUCGUUCAACCGGCUGGUCGACGCGGUGGCCGCGGACCUGCCCUGGCUGGAGGCGACGCUGCGGGAGACGGCUGCUUCGGACGUCUUCACCAGGCGCCUGCUCAGGCUCGCGCUCAGAGUGGCGUCCGAGGGGCCGACGCAAAGCGCAAGCCUGGGUGUCCUGCGCUCGGAUUACAUGCUGCACGAGCCGGAGCCUGCCGAUGGGGCUGCCCCGGCACCGCCCCAGCUGCUGCAGGUCGAGUUGAACACGAUCGCCUCCUCGUUCGCCGCCCUCUCCUGCGCCGUCUCCGACCUGCACCAGCACCUCGCGACCCGCUGGCCCGCCCUCCGCGCCGCCAUGUGGGAGCGCAGAGGGCGCCCGCCCAAGCUCACCCUCAGCGACGCUCUCCCACCUAACGACGCGGUCGACGCCAUCGCAGACGCGCUCGCCGCCGCGCACCGCGCGCACGGCGGCGCCGACGCCGUCGUCCUCUUUGUGGUGCAGCCGGGCGAGCGGAACGCCGUCGACCAGCAUCGGCUGUCGCAGCGGCUGUACGAGCGGCACGGUGUGCGGACCGCCUUCCGCUCCCUCUCGCACCUGGACCAGUCAGCAAAGCUCGAGGGGCCCAGGCGGCGGCUGCUGCUCGACGGCACGCAGGAGGUGUCCGUCGCCUACUUCCGCGCCGGGUAUGUGCCCGACGACUACCCCUCAAACAAGGAGUGGUCCGCCCGUCUCCUCCUGGAGCGCUCUCUCGCCAUCAAAUGCCCGAGCGCCGCGUACCAGCUCGCCGGCGCGAAGAAGGUGCAGCAGCAGCUCGCGCUCCCUGGCGAGCUCGAGCGGUUCGUCUCGCCGGCUGAGGCCGAGGCGAUGCGGCGUGUCUUUGCCGGCUUGUGGUCGCUGUCUGGCGACAAGACGCCGCCGGACGACGCGCCGCCCGCGGAGCGCGAGGCCGCGGAGGCGAUGCGCGCCGCGGCCGCCGACCCGAGCGGGUACGUGAUGAAGCCGCAGCGAGAGGGCGGCGGCCACAACCUCUUCGGGGCCACGCUCGCGGCCGCGCUGCGCGAGCUGUCUCGCGCGCAGCGGUCGGCGUACAUCCUCAUGCGGCGCAUCGAGCCAAAGGCGGCGCCUGCGGUCCUCGUGCGCGCCGGAGAGGUCUACCGCGGCGACGCCGUCUCGGAGCUGGGCGUCUACUCGACCUACCUGCGCUCCGCCACCGGCCGCGUCCUCAUCAGCCGCCCCGCCGGCCAUUUGGUUCGCACCAAGAUGCGCGGGGUUGACGAGGGAGGGGUCGCUUCGGGCUUCGCCGUGCUCUCGAGCCCGCUCGCUUCGAAUGAUGAUGUGGUGUGA
Emiliania huxleyi CCMP1516 is the source of this 1449-nucleotide messenger RNA. It is a transcript of the gene GSHS2, whose product is annotated as glutathione synthetase. The coding region runs from base 1 to 1449 and encodes 482 amino acids. Lineage: Eukaryota; Haptophyta; Isochrysidales; Noelaerhabdaceae. Gene Ontology annotation, biological process: glutathione biosynthetic process. The record is from RefSeq and is a predicted model, not a curated record. Gene Ontology annotation, cellular component: cytosol. The transcript has 2 exons. Gene Ontology annotation, molecular function: glutathione binding; glutathione synthase activity; ATP binding.